Messenger RNA from Haemonchus placei, 1152 nucleotides. NCBI's taxonomy places the organism in Eukaryota, Metazoa, Nematoda, Chromadorea, Rhabditida, Trichostrongylidae. The record is from the annotation of a GenBank genome assembly.
AUGGCAAAAUCAGUCAGAAGGUCUCUGAUUGCUGUUUGUCAACUUACUUGUGGCCAUGACUUGGAAAAAAAUUUCGAAGUCUGUAAAGCUAUGGUCGAAAGAGCCGGAGCUCGGAAUUGCAAGAUGGUAUUCUUCCCAGAAUGGUCCGACUACAUUGGACGAAACGCUGAGGAGAACAUCAGUUUAGCGACGGAAGAAAGCGGUUCUCUGAUGCAGGGCUUCAGGUCCUUGGCCAAACAGCAUCAUGUUUGGAUAUCCUUCGGUGGGCUUCACAAUAAGGAUCCUUCGAAACCCGAAAGGCCUUGGAACUCCCAUGUGGUAAUCGACGAUGAGGGCAAGACAAGAGCCUUGUAUAACAAGCUGCAUCUUUUCGAUGUGGAAAUUCCAGGCAAAUUCAGACAUAUGGAAAGUGAUUUUCACAGGAAAGGAGUUAAGAUGGUGCCACCUGUGGACACUCCAAUUGGACGCCUUGGUCUAUCAAUUUGUAACGAUCUUCGGUUUCCUGAAUUAUCUCUGUGGUAUCGUUACAAGGGUGCAGAGAUCCUCUCCUACCCUGCAGCAUUUACGGUGCACACUGGUUUGGCUCAUUACGAGCCACUACUUCGUAGUCGGGCAAUCGAGACGCAGUGUUAUGUGGUUUCAGCAGCUCAGACAGGAAAACACAACGAAGAACGGUCCUCCUACGGUCACGCCAUGGUUAUUGAUCCUUGGGGAGCUGUGAUAGCUCAGUGCUCUGAUAGAGUCGAUAUGUGCUUUGCCGAAAUCGACCUUUCGUAUGUGGCCGAACUUCGUGAACUGCAACCGAUUUUUGCUCAGCGGCGUCCAGAGCUCUACACGUUACACGUGAACGAAGAAGAUAACGAUAACACUCCUUUAAUGUUUUCCAAGUUUCCGAUUGCUAGUGAAUCGAUAUUCUACCGAUCAGGUCUUUCGUUUGCAUUCGUCAAUCUGAAGCCUGUCUUGAAUGGACAUGUAUUAGUAUGCCCAAAACGCAUUUGCAAUCAUCUCACUGACCUCACCGAUGCUGAGACCGCCGAUUUAUUCGUUGUUUCGAAGAAGGUUCAAAAGAUGAUAGAAAAGGUAGGCCUUUCUUAUAUCUUUUACAACUCGGGUCGCUCAAAUGAAGCUGGACCCGCUUCCUUCCUGUCAUGA